Molecule: messenger RNA, 1953 nt
Organism: Oncorhynchus mykiss (rainbow trout)
Lineage: Eukaryota; Metazoa; Chordata; Actinopteri; Salmoniformes; Salmonidae
Product: Krueppel-like factor 16
Biological process (GO): regulation of transcription by RNA polymerase II
Molecular function (GO): RNA polymerase II cis-regulatory region sequence-specific DNA binding; DNA-binding transcription factor activity, RNA polymerase II-specific
Source: RefSeq, a predicted model, not a curated record
AAUCCCAUAGAAGAAGAAAUAGAAGAUUCAACAUCAUGGCCGUUGCCGGGGUUAUUGAUGAGCAUGGAAGAUUUCAGCCUAUGUUGGCUUUGCAGGAUUAUAGUAAUUCUUCAUUUGGAGGAACUGAUACAGACAUCAACAUCUCAUGCGGGGAAGGCGGCUACAACACGAAGUCCGAUUCCACCAAUCCAACCCCAAAUUCAACACCGACGCCUGUAUCCAUACUCGCGCGCAUAUCGCUCAUACCAGGUGGUGAGCGACACGAAUUAUCGCACUCUCCAAUUGUUAAAAAGAAACGACAUGUUUGUACGUUUGAUGGCUGUGUCAGGGCCUACGGAAAAUUGUCUCACCUGAAGUCGCAUAUAAGGACACAUACAGGUGAGAAGCCCUACAACUGCUCCUGGCCCAACUGUGACAAGAAGUUCUCGCGUUCUGAUGAACAAAUCCGCCACCUGCGGACUCACACGGGCGAGAAACAGUUCCAGUGCCCACUGUGUGCCAUGCGCUUCAUGCGAAGCGACCACCUGCUUAAGCAUGCCCGCCGCCACCCUGGCUUCGAACCAUCCAUGAUCAGCCACAAGGGUAACCCAAUAAUGGACUAAAGGAGCCUAACAGUACUCCUUAUAGUCCAAGGACAUUACAGGCUGUUUAAAGGCAAAUUGGCUCUGGAAGCCAAAACAGCCAAAUACUCAAUCUAAACGUGAAUUGAUUCUCAAUUGCCGUACGGUUCUAGAAACAUAAAUCCCUUUAUUUUCAUUUCACAUCAAAAUAAUUUAACAUACUCACUGUUUUAACUGAGGGAGGGGGGGGGGGGGGUAGGGCCUGGGGUGUAUUUAAUAGAAAAACAUUUUGCAACAGUUUACUCCAAACAGAAAAUGUUUUGAAAUUAAAAUGAGUUUCUGUUGGACAAAUUCAGGUAGGCCCCUCCCUAUGUCGUUCUGUUUGGUUCCUAGAGUAAACGGUAACCGUUGUAAAAGAUUUUGCAACAGACCAAACGUUUUGCAAUUGAAUCCGACUAAUGGCUAGACCCCUGGUCAGACCAAUGGAUCUCCACUGGAAGCAGAUGUGUGGGAUAGGAGUGGAAGAGGUUCUGUACCCAUACCCUGGUCCCAGAUCUGUCUUAAGACAACUCCUGUGACUAUUGUCAUAAUACCCUACAUUCAUGUUUGGCUUGACAAGGACCACACGUGGCACAACAGAGUUGGCUAAAUCACACAUACAGAUGGGAUCAGGCUACUGUAGCCUACUUCACUCAGCCUGUCUCAGAUAACUCAUCUUGUAUUAUUGAUGAUCAAUGCUAACGUUAAUGCCAAGAUAAUAGGUAAUAUUUAAGGUUUGUACGUUUUAUAGCUUUUGGUAUAGUGGAGAUAAUAGUAAGAUUACUGUGGAUAGCAAUUGUUUAUGGAACAGUUCUUAUAUUUGGUCAACUUACUGCUGGUACUGUACUAUAGAUGUGUUAAACCUUUGUGUUAAACUGAGCUCUGAGAUCAAUAAUGGCACUAAGUGUUUUUAUGAUUUAUUUUAUCCCUUUGGUGCAAAUUUUCACAACGCUUUGUACCAAACUCAAAACAGAUCAUCAAAAAGGCAGUUUCACAAAGUCUCAGCACAUUAUUCAAUUGACUAAUUACAACGCAAUCAUACAGUCCGUUUUCAAACGGAAUCAUCUAGAAAUACAUGUUCAUAUGAAGUAAUUGCCUUUCACAAUGCAAUGCUCACAUUACUUUUGUUUAGUUUAAAUACAUAUCAUUGACUUAAUCAGACUGCUCUUAAUUGAUAAUCACUUAACCAUUUGGUAAACCUAUAUAAUUGUUUUGAGAAUAAUGAAUGUAUGUUAUACUGUAAUGUAAUAUUAUGAAUGAUUUUACUUCAGUAAGUUAAAAUAAAUCUGAUAUUAAGAUCAGAUGUAUUGUAUGUAAUGCAUCCCCUAUACAGUAAACAUGUAUACAACAUGAA